GAAAAUCAAGAAUAAACGAGAAUCGUCCAAAUCCAAGAAUAAUAACAUCCCCCCCUUGCCUGUUUCUCCAAAAAAUCCUAACUUCGACUCUGACGAUUCCUCGACUAAUAAUAUCGGCAGAAAAACCAGGCCGCGAGAUGAAAUGCAGCCGAACAAAAAUAAGCAAGAAACGCACAAGUCUAGGAAUAAGAAUAAUAGCCCAUUACCCAUUUCUUCAUCCGCUCCUUCAUCCGCUCCUUCAUCUGCUCCUUCACCCGCCCCUUUAGCUAAGGAGAAAAGAUUGAAUUUCGAUUCGGAUAGCGAUUCUCAGCCUCAUCAUGGCUCUACAGAAACCAGGUCAUCAGAUGUAAAUCAGUCUAAAAGAACCAGUAAAGCAUCACAUGCAUCCAAAAGUAACAGAAACAGUAUUUCGUCAACAACUUCCAAAAAGAGCCGGAAUAGUGGAACGAAUGUUAAUUUCGAUUCAGAUGAAGAGUCUUCACGUAAUAGCGCUGAUAUCAAGUUCGGAAAUCAAGAGUAUCUGGACAGCACAACUACUCGACAAGCGUCAAUCCAAAAGAACACGAUUAGCCGUUCAUCUACUCCAAAUCUGUUUCAAACAAGUGGUGGUGCUGAAGAGAAUUACAAAGAAAGGAAGAAAGUGCAGCAUCUCGAUUCAGCCAAUAAGUUCGGUACUGCAGAUAUCGGGUCUGAGAAUGAAAGGUCGUCCAGCCGAACUAAUCAACGAGCGUCUGUAUUAGGUGAUGAAAAUCAGGGUAACAGACAUGCUCGCAAGUUGGGAGCUGAUAACCCAUUUAAUGAUCCAUUUAAUAGAAAAAAUCGCACCUCGCGUACUUUUAAUUCGAAUAUUCAGCUCACAGAUCAAAAUCAAUAUGACGAGCAAUCGUCUUUCACGAACAUCAACAAGGCAAACAGCUCUCCAAAAGGAUACCAAAACUACGAAACUGAUUAUUCGUCAACGGUUACACCACAGCAAGACGACGGUUCUCACUUACAUGAUGAUGAUUCUUCCAGAAAUGUAGGGGUUGAGAGGCAGCAUGAGCAACCUACUUAUACUACUGCUGAUUUCAUGGCUGAGAUAGAGACUUCGCAAGUAUCGAAUGGUGCUACUUCCGGGAAUCAAGUUCGCAACAAAUCAAAAGCGGUGAGCUCACGAAUUGUCGAUGAACCGAACACCAAAAUAUUCUAUGUGUACUUGCCUAAAAACUUGCCGAAAGAAUGUGAGGCUUGGGUUAUUGGCAAUAUUCCCGAAUUGGGUAGCUGGAAAAACCCAAUUGUCGGUCUUACACGAGUAAAACAAUCAACUUAUUGGCAUUCGGCGCCAGUAGAAAUUCCGACGGUUCGAUUUGGAGAUCACAUUCAAUAUAAGUAUCUUCUUACCGUUCAGAAGAGUAAGAAAUCAAUUUGGAGUUUGCGGGAUUGGUUGCAGACAAAGUCUAUAGUUUAUUUGUAUGAAGGUGAUGGCGAUCGUGAUAACCGCACACUCAGUCCUGCGAAUAACCAAUAUGACAUCUGGAAGAUAAACAGCCAGUACCAUGUUAAUCAUAAAGAUCUUGCAUCGGAAUUUUGCUUUCCUUUACUCAUACUUAAAACAGUCACUGACGCUAAUCUCAAAGACAAAAUAAUGGAGUAUCAAAGAGUACUCAAAGGAUACGAGGACCUCUGUAUCAAAGCAACGCGUUUGAUUGUCGAUACAAAUUCUUUUGAAAACUUGCUAGAUGCACAACGUAUUUUCCUGUGUAUGUUGAUUGGCGUCCUUUCAAAGUCGUCCAGAUCCAAUCAGGAAAUCAAACUUCCGGAAGCGUUUCCAUCGGCUGAUUUCUUGGAUGCGCUUGGUCGCAUAGACGAGAACACUCUGCUCUCAGACACAGAAACGAAACAAUACAUGUUAUAUGCAGUUCGCGCAUUAGUUUGGCAUAAUUCGAGAUUUUCAAAGUCAUUCGAUUGGAUGAAAGUAUUUCACGCGGCAGUCUUUGUAGAUUCAACUUAUUCGUUCUUGAAUUACGUUGAGAGACGCGACCUUGACCCUGACGAAACAAAACAGUUCUGCAAGUCUUUUAUGACUAAUGUCAAGCCGCAUGCUGAAACGACGAGUGACUAUAUGUAUGCGAAACUAUAUGGAGGUUUUAUCGAACGAUCUAACAGCAUUUACGUGCUAUCUUGCAUUUGGACGUCCUUAACUAAACCUAAUGAGCAGUUGACUCAGGCGUGGAAAGCACGUCUGGCCCAAAUAAUCAACACUGAUGACGCAACGAGUUUGCUUAAUUAUUAUUAUAAAGUCCCAAAUGAUCUGGAUAUUGAUUACCGUUCCGUGUUCGUCAAGAGAGCUAUGAUACUGUUCGACAUUCGCAAGAACUGGAAGAAAGACGAUCUCGAUGCAUUUGUAACCUUGUUUAGAGAACUACAAUGGACUUUGGAAGAUCAAUUGGAAGUGCUACGACGUGUAUCAGAUUCCCGGCGCAUGGAAGUAUUAGAAAUAUUUGUGGCUCUAGUGGAAAUCGUUCAUCGAAGAACUCGUCCAAACUCGAAUGUGAAUGAAAGAAUCGAUAAGUAUUGCUCAGAAUGGCUCGUUCGCAUAGUUACUGAGCUGAAGGAAUUACGUAAAAAUGUUCGCACUAAUACACAAAAUAAUGUUUGUAUGACUUAUCGUCAAUUCUCCAUCAUCUAUCCUAUCGUUGCGGACAGACCAAAGGUUAAAAACGGAUUGCUUAAUUUUGUCGAAAAAGAAAUAGAUCAGUAUGGGGAUGAGCUAAUUUAUGCUGCAGCUAAAGACAUAGGAAACUUUUCAGAAAAAGAUAUCGAGACAUCUUUUCGAAAGAUUUUGCGUAGAAGACUUGCACAAUCUUCUUGUAAAGCGGACGAUAUGCUACUGAAAAAAGUUAAACUGAUAUGCGGUUGUGAUGGCGAACAGAUCCGAGUUCCUAAUAGCUUUUGCGAGGAUAUUAUACUUUACAUUUUGACUAAAUUACAAGAAAGUGCUCCGCAUGAAGGCGCUGAAAUCAGCGACGAUUUCCAUAGGAGCUUAUUAGAGUCGUCGAAAUUUUGGAUUAGCCUGCUAACCGCCACAGGUGAAGUAACUCAUAUUAGACAGAAGCAUCUGUAUAGCAUAAGAGUUAUAAAAGCUAUCAAAGAUUUGACGGAAAAGCUUCGAACUCGAAAAAUCUCACUUGGCAUGCUCGAGUAUGUUCUUAAUCGUACGGAUAAAGAUCUCGCUGAAUAUUUGGCUAUUGUUAAUGACAAACAGUCUCUUCCUAUUGAACCGUCAACUUUACGAGUAUUUCGAGACAAAAUCAAAGCCUACUACAAGACUUUACGUGAACUCGGUGAUUUUUAUGAAGGAUUUUGUCAGAGGGCCAGUGACGCUGUAAAGUAUAUUAGUGAUAUCGUUGAAAGAAGAAGUUCUCGUGACAAGAUUCUAUUUAAGGACAUUUGGUCAAACGAACACUGGACAAUGCAUCAACCGAUAAUGACAAUUGCGGAGCGCAUAUCUCCAUACGCCAAAUUAGUAACAUUUAGCAAUGUUUUUGAAAUGUCCUUAAGUAAAGCAAUUGAAGCAGAGACGAUGAAUGUUAUAACCAUUUCUCAGAAAGUCAUAUGUACAGCAUUCGAUGAGUACGAUAAAAUACGAGCUACUCACGAAGAUUGGGCAAAUUUAACGUUCAAGAAUGCAAAGCUGAUAUGGAAUAAUGUCGACAACGCGAGGGAAGAAUUCAACUUCAUGUUGAAAGACACGAAAAUAAAGUCUUCAGAGGAUCUGUUCAGAUAUAUUUUAAUUUUAUCGAAAAUAUCCGACUGGCAAGAGCGAGCGGAAAAUAUGCAUGCAGUUGUGCAAGUUUUCGAAGUCAAGAAUGACAGUGGUUUAGAUUUUGAGCAAUUGAGCACGAGCCUUAGUAAGGAGGAAGGAAUGUUAAAAGAUUGGAGAAAUAAGUUCGAUAAAUUUAACAAAAUAAUCAAAGAGCUCGAUGAAGAUUGUUGGAAGAUGAUCAGGGAAAUGGCCAACGCAUGUGAUUUAUUGAAAUGGCUUUAUGGACUUCGGUCGGACGCGUUGGAAAAUGUAAUUAACGGAGCAGAUGAUCAAUCUGAUGAACAUUUGAUCCAGGAGGACACAGUCUCUGCCCUCAUGGAAGUUAGGCAAUUUGUGACCCCGCUUAAACCACCAGAACGCUUGAAAAUUGGUGAAUUUUUCGCGAAUAUUCGCCAAUUGGCUGGUAAAAACAAAAAUCUUGUAGAGAGAAUCUCGCGUUGCAGUGCAAACUAUUCUGCUCUGAAGAACAUGUACGAUGGCAUUAAUAAUAGGGGGGAAGUCACGAGAGUGCGCAUUAAAAACGCCGCGACUCGAGGAAUAUACACAUUUACCCGUGAUGAAAAUGGAGACCAGUGCUCCGUCGAGUUGUCGUAUGAGACCGAUAAAAUUCCUGAUAAAAAUUCUGAUAAAAAUACUGAUAAAGUUACCGAUAAAGAAAGUACUGCCAGAUACGGCUUAGCUGAAUUGCAGGAUUUGCGAGGUCGUGCUCUACUUAUUGCUAAACAGGAAACAGCAACUUUGGCUACGAACAAAGGAACUGGCGCAGAUGGUUCGGAACAAGAAGAUAAACGUGCAGUUCCCGUGAUGAUGAAAUUCGUUCGUCAAGUAGACUAUGUAUACCAAAUUAUUAAAGUUGCGUCAAAACUUAUAGAAUUGGGACAUUUUGCUUAUCGUAACUUUAAUGCGGUGACUGCCAGUAUUGAAAAUAUGGAAGGAUUACUUCGUAGAUUGCGAGACGAUUUGAAGGAUUGGGAAGAGAUUGUAAGCAAAGCGCAAGAAUAUUACUAUUACUUGACAUUUUACACUGGAAGACAUAUUUUAGCGUUUUAUGAUUAUUUCAGCCAAGAUGCAGUUGUUGACGACGAACACAGGCAACUUUGCCAGACAUUGCUAAAUUUUGUGAAUCCCAAUGCCCAUCUGCCAUCAACCGGCGGGAUUGUGAAACUGGAUUUUGCGAAGCAAAACUAUAGGGACGUGCUACGUAGUAUCGGAGAAAGGCUGUCUGAAAUAUUUGAUCAUGUGGAUGUUGUUGUCAGGGAAAUCCCACCCGACACAAUACAGGAACCAGUCAUCUCUGACAUUGCUCGAACGGGAGAGUUGUUCGUAGCAGCAUGCAAUGACAAGUUUCGAGUUCCAAAUAUCAUUAUGUCGUUGUAUGCUAAUCGCGGCCUAUACCCCGAAUCUUGGCAGGUUUUUAUAUGUCGUACAACGACUACUGCUGAAGAACUCACAUUGUUUGUUAAAAGGUGCUUUUUUGCGACAAGAAAUAAUUAUGGGAAGCAUUUGUUCUGCAUUGCCAAUUUAGAAUUUCUUGAAUUUGAGCUUCAAUACGAUCUAGUCAAUGAUAUAAGAACGCUGCUUGACCGAAGAGAACCAUUCAAUUUAGCUUUAAUCUGUUGCAGAGAAAACGGAAUUCAUCAUCACAUUCUCGACCAGUUUUCGAAACAUGUAGUCAAUACCGUGGGACUCGAGAUAUCUUCUAUGGAAAGCAUGUAUAAAAAACUCUGCCCAAAUGUCAGAUGUGUAUCUUCUGAUUUAUCCGGACAAGGCAAAACAGAAUAUAUAAAGCAAGCUUGUAUGGAGACCAUGUCAAUCCCAAGAACCGUGUUGAUAAGUGACGGAAUGCGUUAUGACCGACUCGUCAGCCAGUUGCAUGAAUGUAAACUAAAGCAUAUGGAGAGUUUGCACUUAAAUAUUGUUUCAGUUGACGAUCCUGCUGAAGUCAAUACCUUUAUUUUUGAAUUUUUGACGCUUGGCAUUGUGUCUAACAGAGUAAAUAUUGCUAGUCUUCCGAAACAAUCUGUAUUCAUAGAAAUCGCAUCUACUAUGGAACAAUAUCUCCUCGAAUCACUACCGAUCGUCAAGUGCUUGCCACAAAAACAUCUUACGUGGGACAUCAACCGCUUUAUCGUCUCAAGUGAGAUUUAUAAUCCGAUACAGAUCGUGUGCCGCUACUUGGAUGCAUUCAGGAGGGGUUCAGUUGAUGACAAUGAUAUCUCUUUUGGACAGGAAGGUGUUCAAGAGCCAUUAUCCGCCGUCCGUUGUCGGGAACUCAUACAACAUUAUUUCUUCGCCGACAACCCAACUACCGUUGCUUCUUACCGAUUUGUAGAGAUUUUUGUAAACGUUUUGGCUGAUCAAUUGGUUCGUCUAUCGUCAAGUUCUUUCUUCCGCGUUGAAAACCUCAAGUUGAUGUCACAAAAUAGCAAAGUAAGAUCAACAUUAUUGGACACGUUACUAUAUGUGUCAAAAGAUUUUGCCACACGUUCUGUCGCGAGCAAAGCCGCACAGUUAGUGUCAACUGCUAAAGACGCAGAUAAAGCGCGACUAGCCACCAUAGCGCAAUGGGAUGACUCAAAUCAUUUACUAGUGUUCUUUUUGUCACAAACACCAGACUCUAUUUGUGCUCUUUAUCGUGAUAGAAAUAAAGUGCCGGAGAACGUUAAACGUCUUUUGUGGAGCCAAAAGGCGCAACAUGAAAGUUUUAAAUCGUUUGCCUUGGAGAACUAUGGUCAAAUGACUCCUCAAAUUCUACAAGAACGUCUGGAAUGUAUAGCUCGUACAUCAAUGGAAAGUAAAAAAUUUGACGAUUAUGCGUUAUCGGCUGAUAAUCUUAUUAAAAUGGCACUUAUUCUGUUGCGAGCACGCGCAAAUAUUCCGGUCGUUAUUUGUGGAGAGGCUGGAUGUGGCAAGACAAGCCUAAUAGCCUAUUUGGCGAGAGUUAUUGGUGUCCCAUUCCGUAAUCUCUCUUUGCAUGCUGGUAUUGUUGAGAGCCAGAUCACUCUAUUCAUGGACAACGGAAAUGCUGAUGCUGAGAAAACUGAAGAUGAAGUAUGGCUAUUUUUUGACGAAAUCAACACUUGCAAUCACAUUGGUCUCCUGGCGGAUUUAAUAGCCCACAGAAUGUUCUUAGGGAAACCAAUCCAUCCGAAUAUUCGCCUGUUUGCUGCUUGUAAUCCUUACCGAUUGUCUGUGAACAAUGAUAACGUAGCAGGGUUAAAGAAAACAAGAGUAUACAAAAGUCAUCUUGUCUAUCAAGUUCAUCCUCUUCCUGAUCAAAUUCUUGAUUAUGUCUGGGACUUCGGUGUGCUCAAAUCCGAAGACGAAAAGUUGUAUAUAAAAAUCAUGGUCGAAAGCGAAAGCGAACUAAAAACGAAUCCAAGGACUUCUGCUAUGAUUAGCGACUUGCUUUUUAGUUCCCAAGACUAUAUACGCUAUAUCGAAGGACCGCAGAGCGUAAGCUUACGCGAUGUCAAAAGAGCGAUCAAAUUGAUUAUAUGGUUCCAAAAGAGUCUCCAAGAUAGAAGGGAACUAAAAGAUCCGAAGCGGAAAAAUAUUAAGUAUAAAUAUCAAGCAGGCAGACACCUGCCCGAGCUUCCCAUUGUUCUAUCAUUGGGACUUUGUUAUCAAGCGCGACUUUACCAUCAGAACGAGAGAUUCGAGUACCGUAGACGGAUGUCAAAGAUUUUCAUGAAACAUAAUAUUUACGUGACCGACGAACAGUUUAAAAAUAUGCUUUACGAUGAACAGAGAGAUUGGAUAGAUAGAAUGACAUGUCCACCGGCAACUGCUCAAAAUGAAGCCUUAUUAGAAAAUGUACUCGUAAUGAUAGUCUGCAUAAUGACACGAAUUCCAGUCUUUAUUAUUGGAGCUCCUGGAAGUUCUAAAUCACUAUCGAUGCGACUUGUCAGCUCUAAUCUUCGGGGCGUUGAUUCGGAGAAUGCGUACUUUAAAACACUGCCACAAGUUAUUGUAAUCCCGCAUCAAGGUUCGUCAACUUCCACGUCUGACGGAAUCGAGAAAGUCUUUCAGAAGGCAACAAAAUUUCAAGAAAAUAGAUCCAGAAAUUUCAACGUGCAAGCGGUGGUUCUUCUUGACGAAGUUGGUCUAGCAGAAACAAGUCCGUUCAAUCCCUUAAAAGUAUUACAUGGACUUCUUGAACCCAGUUAUCCUGAAAAAGAACCGAAGGUGGCAGUGAUCGGAAUAAGCAAUUGGAGAUUAGACAAUAGUAAAUCAAGCAGGGCGUUACUUGUCCAAAGACCUCAACUAGACGAAGAUGACCUUGUGAACACGGCUGAGGCUCUUCUUUUGGAAAAUCAGAAGCACUGGCUCCAGUGGAGGAAUUCGAAUAAGCAUAGGAUACAAAACAUUGCUAGAUCCUACACAAACUACCAAAGAAAUCAAAAAUAUCCCAAUUUUCACGGUUUACGUGAUUAUUAUGCUUUGAUUAAAAGUUUGAAUGAAAAAGAGCUUACCGCGGAAUCGAUACAACUGGCGCUCGCACGAAAUUUUGGAGGCACUGACCAAAUGAAAACAAUAUGCGAAUCUUACUUCGGGAAUGUCUUGAAUGCGUAUAGCAGUAGAUUCUCCGGUUAUCAGUACUCUCCCAUCUCAGUGCAAAAGCUGAUAUAUGAGAACCUGAAAGAGAAAGAUGGAAGACAUUUAAUGGUUAUUGGGAAAAGCGAUUCAAUCGUUAACCUCAUUACAUACUAUUUGAGGUCACUUCAUAUGGAUCCAAUGGUCCUAUGCGGGUCACAAUUUCCUGACGAUGCUGACGGAGACUAUUCUUAUGGCGUACUGAGUAGAAUUAUGAUGUGUGUUGAAGCGGGAAAACCACUUGUACUAACCGACCUGGAUGCUAUAUAUGGGAGUUUAUAUGACCUUUGGAAUCAGAAUUACAUAACACAUGGUAGCAAAGACGAUCCCAAAUACUAUACAAGAGUAGCUUUGGGUGCUUAUGCUAAUCCACUGUGUUAUGUGCACCCGAAUUUCAGAUGUGUUCUUAUCUUUGACGAAAAACAAGUUGCUGCUGCAGAUCCACCUCUUUUGAAUCGCUUUGAAAAACAGCGAUUAACUCUUGGUGACACACUCGACGGGAGGCAAUAUCAAGUAUUUCUCGAACUCAAAAACUGGGUUAAGCAAAUGUCGACACUAAUGCAAAUUGAACACGUCAAUACAACUAGCGGAUUUACCGAAGCAGAUCUAUUUAUUGGAUAUGACGAGGGCGAAACGCUUCAGAGUCUAGUGAUACACGAAUGCAAUAAGAAUGCCAAUACUAAUGACAAGGUUAUUUUAGAAAAUUGUAAGGCAAGGCUUAUGGACAUAGCAUCAUCAGAUGGUUUGGUCAGAGCCAGUCAUUCUUUAGAAACCACAACGUCGGACGAUGCCAAAAUAUGGUGGGAGAUUUAUUUCGGCGGAGGAAAACAUGAUACUAUGGCAGUCUACUUUGGACAAUUGGAAGAACAUGCAGGCGAAACAUACAAAGAAGGCCAUCAACUGAUAAUACACACAUUCAGCAAUAUUAAUACCGACAUAAAAGAAUGUCUCGGCGAAGGAAUAACAUGCCAAGUGGACAAGCUGUCAACUUUCAAAGCCGAAUCCCAAUUACAAAAUAGAGUUAAGCAUUUUUGGUUUGAGAGUCAAGAUGAGUUGCUAGUUCUUCAAUGCGAUCUAUCAAUAACAAAACCAGGCUGUAUCAAGCUAGCAAAAUUUAUUAUUGAGCAAUUCCGUACAGAAUAUCUUGCGAUAAAGAAUGAGAAUAGCAAACCCAAACAUGCAUGUAUUAUAUUACAUCAUCAUAGAGACCAGGGCAACAAAAGCUCAUUCAACUUUAUGUGUGGAUGGGAUCAGAUUACUAUCGAGUCUUUGGGGAACCAAGAGAAACCUUUGUCUGCUCUCCUAAAUAGUAAUCUAUGUGAUGUGAUCGACUCGAUUUAUCCGUUCGAAGAAAUCUUGCAACAAGAGCUGAUUUGGUGCUUGCUUUGUGUUAAAUACCCAUCACCUGCACAAUCAAUCGAUCGUAUUCGACAAUUGGUAGAUGAGAUUUCCGGCAAUGAAGCAUUUAUGGAAAUUUUGAAGAAAAGAAUUAUGCGCUGGAUAGAGGAGAAUGUACAGGAAGACUGGAAACUACGAGUAGCAUUGGAUAAAAAAUCCCUCUACCUUCAUUCAUCGUUUUCAAACGCGUUGCUAGCUCACGUCCGCAUGCUUGUCAGGAAGCCUAUUGCUCAACUAUUGUACGAAUUGGAAAAGCAAAAUGCUCUUCUCACUUACUUCCUCAUUACCAGGGAAGUGGCCGAUAAUGAAAGUCUACUCCGUUUGUGGGAGGAUAUGUUCAUGGAUGAAAAGAUUAUAGAUAUAAAUCUGACCACAGAUCCAAAUCCAGAAGUUUAUAAUAUGACAAAUCACCUGUACAAUCUUCGAUUCCCGUUCUCAUCCUAUUUUAUGGAGCAAAUUAACAGUUUCAAACAAUUGUAUAUGGAGGCAAUCACCCUUGCAGAAGAACAGGAUGAGAACUUUGACGAAUAUGGGGAAUUGUUGCCUAACGUGAUUGAAGAUGAGUUAACGAACUUUGCUAAGAAAGUUGAAUACCUUCUGCCAUUACUCAAAUCUGUUCCGUCUUCAGAUCUUUAUUUCAGAGAUUUUGUGACCGUUAUCGCUUCGAAUUAUGGCGGUGACAGAAUUUGUCAAUUUCUCGCUAACCUUAUCAGUCAUACGAUUGGCAAAGAGAAUGUGUUGGAUCCUAUCAAACUUCAUGCAUGCUGGUGGACAAAGUCAGACGCUGUGCUGGCGCAAUUGCAGUUGACAACAUUAUGUCCCACUAUCAUCAAUGCCGCGCUUGAUUACGAGGACGAUGAGGCUAAUAAUUUUGAGCAAGAAUUGGUCAAUGAAGCUACUAGUAUGGCGCUAGAACGUUUGGAAGAGCUCGCAGAUUCUGACGAUCAGGUGACACAAUGGCAAUUGGAUGCAACGCAAAUUUUGUCUCAUUGCGUUCAAAUUUCAGUAUCGUCAUCGGUGAUUUCAUUUCAGUUACUUAGAAUAUGCACUUAUUUGCUUUCAACUCGGGCUAUCCCUCUCAAUCGGCUCGUACAACUUGUCAGAGAAAAUGACGAUAUCUUGGAGGAUAAAUUUAUAAGCGAGAUAUUCAGUAUUAUGAAUGGAUUUGAGCCGACAGAAAAGAAUUUCUUCUCCCGUCAAGCAUUUAUAACACGCUACAUGGAUUUGAUUCCUAUUGAUUCACCCGCAAAAAUACUUCUUUAUGAGAAAAUAUUUGCGCCGGCAGAACCGUUACCGUUUACCGCAUCAGUCGUUAACCAUAUUUUUGAACAAGUUGAGGGUAUCUUUAAGGCAAUAAUCAGAGAUUUUGAUGGCGCAUUAGAAAAUUCCCAGCACUUACAAAUUAUUAAUAACGCACUCUCAAAGCAUAGUCCGGAUUCUCAAAUAGCAGCUCUUUGUUGUGAUGUCAUUCAGCAGAAUGGCUUUCGCGAAUUACGCAUGGAAGAGCUUCUACAACUUUUUUCUGAAGCGACUCAAACUCUCCGCACCACUACGGCUAGUGUCUUACAGAUCAUCUGUUCCGUCGCCUUAUUGAAAAAAUUUGUCCAUACACUUUGUGAUUCUAUCGACUUGGAGAACGCAUUGGAGCAUUCGAUUCAAUUCAACUUUAUGGAAGUAGAUGAACUGACGGAAAAUAUGAAUUACAUAAUGCGUUUCGAUCACCCGCAAAUUUACUCUAUCAAGGUUUACUUCAUGAAACGUCUUCGUUCUCGUGGAUUUACACUAGACGACAUUAGGAAAUUUAGCAACAUUCAAGGUCACGUAUUUCCUUGGCUAGGCGACUUAAACUGGGCUGAUAAUGAAGACAACACUCGUCUUCCCUUCAAUGCAUACUAUAUUACUCCAGGAUACGCGAACGCCGAAAUAGCUUAUGCAAGCUUCAGUAGGAUUCACGACAGGGCUCCCAUACGUGAACUUAUACAAGAAGCAGAUAAACCUAACAAUGUUAAUGAACGCCUUAAUUUAAUGGGCAUAAUUGUAAAUCAUGUAUAUGCUGUAAGAACACGAGGAUGCAGUCAAGUCGAAACAAAUGCUGCUGGAUUUUUUGGCGUGCAAAUUAACUUUAUGAAACAUUCGGUAUACAAGAGGGUAGCCAUAAGCGUUGUCAACGAUAACUAUCCCCUAUUGCGCCUUCAUCCACAAAUUAACAACACAGAGUUAAUAAUGAAAUCCGUUCUAAUGCAUAUAAUUGCGGUCCAUGCAUCGCUUCCAGAGGAACGUUCGCCGUUGACUUUGUAUUUGCAUAGACUGGGAAGAACGAGAAAUAGUUUCAUAUUGACAUCUUCCUCAGAUGAACAGUCUAAUACACGUAUUGUCAAAACCAACCUCACUCGGCAUCGAUGUCGGUGUGGCUAUAUUUACAUAACAGCUAAUUGCGAAGGAGUAAAUGCGUCUCAAGAAUGUCCAGAAUGUAAGAAGAUGAUUCUUGGCGGCGAGAAUUACGUAAUAGCCACUGGCCAGACAAAACUAAACGCUAACCCAGACCAUCCAGGUUACAUAUUUGAAGAUGUGACACGAGAUACUAAAAAAACCGUGCGCGCACUGACUCCGACUGCGUACCGCAUUCUCCAUCUUUUCGUACAUACUUUGAUUGGAGUCUCUGGCACUGUACAAACAGCCGAAGAAUUUCUUAACGCUUAUGGUGACGUCAUACAAGACCCUUAUUUAUAUUGCCAGCAACAUAUAAUAAAUGACUGGGAAGUUUUGAAAGCGCUUCUUGCAUGCAACGAUGAAACUCUGGCAUUGGUCAUGCACAGUAUUCUGUAUUCUAUUUUGGAAAAUAAAACCAACUUAAGUCCAUACUUGACUACCGCAGAGGCUCGGAAUUUGUGGGAACAAGAUUUUCUCAAUACACAUGUUAACCCAUUUACAAGAAAUGUGUCAGCCACAGCCACGAAUUUACGAGAAAAAUUGGAAAGGGCUAAAGUUGAUGGAAACACGCAAACAGCAACGUUUGAGGCUGAAAUAGAUGAAGUUUAUCAGAUGCCUGAUACGGAUCGUAGGCUACGCCUACCAAGACUAUGGAGACACGUUGAGCCUGCAAGCAAGAAGGGUUUUAAGGCAUAUUUUAUCAACAAUCCACAGUACAAAGCCGCUUUUCCGUUCCUCGACUUAUUCUUUGAGUUUGAGGAAAAUUUGUGUGCCGUAAAACAUCUACGAUCUCUUGUGAAAUUUACUCAAAUCUUGGCGAGGCGCCUGGCGUAUCGAAUGACACGACAAGAAGCGAAGACUACGACAUUCCGAGAUUUUAUUAAUCGUGAGGAAAACAAAGAUUCGAGACAAUCUCUUGAAACUGCUUUCGAAAAUUUUAUGGAAGCUUGGAAUGAAGUUCGACACUUGGUAGAUGCCCCUCAAAUUUAUGUGGACACGCGUAUUAUUUUCGGACUGAUCGAAAACCGAGAUGAAGGACUACAUUUGUACGCCAUGUUGAAAAGUUUGAUGCAACUUCAAAACAAAUUUCUCGCAAAAGUUAUCCUCAUUCCACCUGGUCGUUGUGGUUCGCUAAAGUUUAUUGAACGCCAGGUGAUGACGGUUCAAAAUACUAUUACGACGCAAUAUUAUAUAAAAUCAGUUCGCUUACAAGACGCGCGACGAUCAAACUUAGUAGACUACGAAUGGAACGAUGAAAUUCUCAAGUAUAGUCAGCAUAACUUGGAUGACAGUCGUGGUCAAGAAAUUUCUUACGAUCUGUACAAAAUUGAAGCAGAGCUCGCCCGAUGGAUUGUAUUUAACAAAGUAUUUUUAGAAGACAGCAGCGAUGACGAAAUAUCAUUAGGCAUGUUCCCUUACCACAGGGAAAUGUUUCGAGGUUCGCUCGAUAUUCUUCAAGACAUCAAACGUGAAAUACCUCAAGAACCGAUUCCUCAGGCGCUAAUUGAGUCAAUUACCGGAUCCAUGGAGAACGGUAGUAUGGAGGAUAACCGUUUGCUGGAGCGUCCGCAUGUUUUAUUAUCCGCUCUUGAGAUCCUGAUAUGCUUUGUGAAAAGAACAAACCACAACGAUAACCAAGUCCUUAUCAAAGAUUAUAUUAGCGAUUGGCUAAAUUUAUCGACUUUUGAGCAUAACGAGGAGAUAAAAAAAGUACUUGGUUUGAAUUUAAAGCUCAUGCAUGUGGUCUCGUUAUAUGAACUGGCGGAAGACCGAGUAGGUGACGUAGUCAUCAGUUCCAUUGAUGACAAGUAUAAGGAGCAGCUUACGAGCGACUUGGUGAGCGACAUUAAUGACGCAUGCACAUACGACAAUGCCGCUGGUAAGAUUCCAGCCGCUGCCUUUGCUAGAGCUUUGAAACGAUUUGCAUUGAGGUGUCUGUCAGUAAGGCGAGAGCCACCUGAGACUUCUCUGUCGCAAUUGCUGGCAUCAAAAAAUUAUUGGACGGAUAAUGUUCCUGAAGAACUUCUUGUAAGUCAACUACCGAAAAAAUUAAGAGUUUGCCACACAUACUCUGCCUACAUGACGAUCCAAAGCGAGAUUGAGUGGAGGAAUAGUCGCUCCAAACGAACGCCAAAAGGUUCAACGUUUGCGCUGCCGUCGAAACCCAAAAGGAAAAAAUUUGCCGACACCUAA
Messenger RNA from Paraglomus occultum, 14422 nucleotides. NCBI's taxonomy places the organism in Eukaryota, Fungi, Glomeromycota, Glomeromycetes, Paraglomerales, Paraglomeraceae. The record is from the annotation of a GenBank genome assembly.